AUGUCAUCGUCGAAUUUAAUUCUUCCCAUAAAUGCUCUCCUCUCUCUCCUUUUACUCCCUCUUAUUGAAUGUCAGACUCCCAAUAUCUACUCCUCCUCAGACGCCUUUGAACCAAUUGGUCAAAGACGUUGCUUCAGACCAACUCGUAUUGAAAUUCCCGAAUGCAAGAAUCUUUUCUAUAACUUUACAGCUUUCCCGAAUCUUGUUGGCCAAGAAAGCCAGAUAGAUGCCCGUCAUCAACUUCAGACAUUCAAACCUCUCAUUACCUACAAAUGUUCAAAUCAUCUGGCAUUCUUUUUGUGCUCAGUCUAUGCUCCAAUGUGUGACGUCAAUACGAAUCACCUAAUCGGCCCAUGUCGUCCGCUUUGUGAACGAGUUCGAAAACGAUGUUCACCUGUGCUCAAGAUUUUUAAUUUCGACUGGCCGGCCAAUUUAAAUUGUUCACGAUUCCCGGAAAAGAACACAGUCGGGGGAAUAAUGUGUAUGAAAGGUCCAGAUAUUCCUGAGGACUUCGACGAACCUACUCCAAACAAAAAAGAAGAUACGGAGGAGGAUUACGAACCUAUUGAAACCAAAGACGAAGUGAAGAAACCUUUGGAGAAUGGACCUCCUGGAAGGAAAGUUGAAACUUCAGCAGAAGGACUACUUAGGCAACUUGAGGAAUUACCAAAUAAUCCUUCCACAUUUGGUGGUAAUGAUCGACUUGGAUCUCAUCUACAGACUUGGCUGACUAAAUUGCACGAAAGUCCUUUGCCUAUUGAGUUUGAAAAUGAGGAAGCUCCGAUUGCUUUGUUGGUUUCUUCCCUGAGGUAUUGUUCUCAUCUAUCAAAGCCCACUUCAUAUGUGUUUAUUAACAGAACAGGUCGGUGUGCUCCGCACUGUACCGCGGAUGUUCUAUUCUCUCCUAGCGCUAAAACUCUUGCCACAGUCUGGACUAGUGUGAUAUCUGGGUUAUGCUUGAUUGCUACUACAGGAACUCUGUUUAGUUUUGCUAUUCAACCCUCCCUGUUCCAUACUCUAGAACGUCCAGUAAUCUACAUUGCAGGAUGUCAAUUUGCCUACGCUUUGGGAUUUGCUCUGCGACUCAAGCUCGGUCGGAAAGCAGUCACUUGUGGAAAAGAUCCAGCAUCUGGAUUUGCUAUUCGACUCCAAGAAGGGCUUGAUAAUUCCAACUGCGCUAUGGUAUUUCUUGUUCAAUACUACUUUUUUACAGCAGGAGCACUUUGGUGGGCCAUGAUGGUGAUUGGCUGGGCUGCAAGGUCGACUCACCAUCUCCGCCUAGCUCAAAGGAGGUGGGAUGAGGGCUCACUACCUAAGAACAAGUGUUGCGGUUGGCAGCGUAAUGGAAACGUCAGGAAUGGAACCCAGAUGGGAGAAGGUGAUAAUUUUGGCGAUAAGCAUCCGCGAAUCGGAUCCUCGCUAAGAUUUGCUCAGCUAAGUCGACGGGGCGUUAAUAGUUCAAAUGCUGACAGGAAUUGCUUAGCGAAAGAGCAUGUUGUUGCUUGGCUAACUCCGGCUCUUCUGACUGUUGCAGUACUCGUCAGUCGACAAGUUGAUGCUGAUGAGCUACUUGGGAUAUGCAGUGUGGGACGCCAGAACACCAAAUCCUUGCUGAUUUUCAUUCUGAUUCCACAAUCGAUUUUCCUGCUUGUUGGCCUGUUUUCCUUCGCCAGUUGUAUCGUCCAGUUGUUCAAAAUUAAAAGAGCACAACGACAGCGCCAGCUGGCUCCUAGUGCCACAAUGACAAAUCUUGAUGCACAAUCUCGUUAUCUUGUCUAUCAUUCGGAUCAACAGUCUGAGUUUGACGCAACAGUUGUUGACAGUAGUGCUAUGAGUGCGCCUAGACGACAGUCAACUUCAUCCUGUUGUUGCUGUUGUCAAAGUCUUCGAUGGGACAGCCUGAGUACCCGACUGGGAUUUUUCAGUCUUCUUUACAUUGUUCCUGCUGUCACUGUGUUAUCAUGUGAUUUCUAUGAAUAUCUGAAUCGAGAUAAAUGGCUAGCCGGGGACCCCUUAAAUGUCAUCUCACGAAUCAUUAAGGUUACAGAUUCUCCUCUUGCAGAAGAAAUCGAUGCGAAGAAAGAAAUUACUCCUGAAGUGUUCCUUCUAAGAACUUUCAUGUCACUUGUCACAGGAUUUGCCACCUGUUUGUGGAUGUUGUCAGUGAAAGGAAUCGAACCCUGGAGACACUUGAUACGCCAGCUGGAAAAUCGAUGUGCUGGGAAGUGCUGUUUUGGUCCCGCCCCAGUAAAGACUUCAUCACAGACUCAACAUCCACCCGGAAUGCAACACCAAUCGCAGCAUACAGCUGUAUCGUCUCAACAUAGUCAACCCGUGUCUAGUAAGAAUACUCCUAGCAAUACUUCGACAGUUCUACAUCCCUAUGCAGUGUAUCAACACUGCUGUUCUUCUAAUAAAUCAUCCCACGACGCCAUGAAUCGUUGUCCAUAUAACGUUCGACCCCCUGCAGGUCCGGGUUUGGAUGCAAAUGAACAAUUCUUUGUCCAACAAUCAGGAGGUUUAGCUCAUGCUUCUCCCAAUCAAGCAUCAGGGUAUUACAGUUCUGCAACAACCACGAAUAACAGCGUGGGUUCUGGUUCAGCCAUUGGUUCAAGACCGCCACCAAAUACACCACCAGGUACGGUAAACGGAGACUCCAAUCCAGGAUCUUCAGCCGGCUGGUGGGAGAUUAAUAAUAAUCACUUACAGCACUCUCAUCACCAACAGAAAUUAAAACAGAGCGGUGGAAAUUCUAGUCGCCAUGCAGUUUUGUAG
Rodentolepis nana is the source of this 2775-nucleotide messenger RNA. Lineage: Eukaryota; Metazoa; Platyhelminthes; Cestoda; Cyclophyllidea; Hymenolepididae. The record is from the annotation of a GenBank genome assembly.